CUGUGCUUUUAGGUUCAACUGAGGAUCAUAUUUUUGUUCCUGUGUCAACGUAGAGAAGAAAAGAAGAACAGCAAUCAGUAGCCAGACCCGGCUAAGUUUUCAUCGAAGAUAGUUUUUUUUUUUCUCAACCCAAGACUCUGUUAGAAAAGCCUCUUUAUAUCUGACAUCAGCCAGACAACCACCGCCCUAGCAGAGCUCCUUUUUGAAGAUGAACUCCAAUGUGGAGAAUUUGCCCCCUCAUGUUCUUCGCUUGGUCUACAAAGAGGUUUCAGCUUUAGCAGCAGAUCCACCUGAGGGUAUCAAGAUUUAUCCCAGCGAAGAGGACAUAACAGAACUUCACACAGCCAUAGAGGGACCAGAGGGAACUCCAUUUGCUGGCGGCAUUUUCCGAAUGCGUCUGGUCCUCGGGAAGGACUUCCCUGCGGGUCCACCCAAGGGGUAUUUCCUGACCAAGAUUUUUCACCCCAACGUGGGUCAUAAGGGAGAGAUCUGUGUCAACGUGCUGAAGAGGGACUGGAAGGCAGAACUUGGCCUCAGACAUGUCUUAUUGACAAUCAAGUGUCUUUUAAUCCAUCCGAACCCAGAAUCGGCUCUGAACGAAGAGGCUGGCCGCUUGCUGUUAGAGGACUAUGCAGAAUACGAGUCCCGGGCCCGCCUGCUCACAGAGAUCCACGCCAUGGGCGGCACCUCUGGGGCACCUCAGGACCCUAAUGACGGCCCUCAGCCAAAGAAGCACGCAGGCGACCCGAUGAAGAGAGCGGGACCCAGUGCGGCAUCUGUGCCAGCAGCUCUGGGUAAUGGAGCUAAUGGAGCCAGCACCACCACCAGCAAUAGCAACAGUAGUAGUAGUAGUAGCACUAAUAAUGUAGCAGGGAAAAAGAAAGCAGAUAAAAAGCGUGCAUUGAGGCGACUUUAAUACCUCAGUGGGUGUGUGCAUGUGUUUGUGUGAAUGUGAGAGAGUAAAUUUAAAUAUUGAAGUAUACUGAUUAUGUUUUUUGUUCCCUUUGACUCUUUAUACCCUCAAAUCCAGACUCUGUUUUUCCACCAGUUUGGCUUAUCCUGUUGGUAUCACAGGUUUAAUUCUUUCCAUACCUGAAGACGGUGAGAAAUUUUCUUUUUUGAGAUGAAAUAAUACACUUUCAGUGUAAAAAAAAAAAAAACUAAAAAAAAAAAAAAAUGCCGUCAGUUGUGCUUUUCCUUUGGCCUACUGUGAAUGAAUGACACUUAAUGAGAUUCACUGUGCAAAACAUGGCCUCUGAUGUGUGUCCAUUAUUGAGAUAUAGCUCCUGUCCUCUCAGACUUAAUAGCAGCCAUUUUUAAAGUGUUUCUUGGUAAAAGCAGCUGUGAUGGUACUGUGUACUGCACAGCCUGACUCAUUGUUGAGUCUAAACCAAGAUGUUACCUUAAAGUCAGGUUUUUAAAUUCAGCUCAAAGGUAAUAAUGGAAAGAAGCCCCUAAAAUUAUGCAACGUUCAAAUUGUAUUUUUCAUAUUGUGAUUCGAAUGAGGUAAAGGUGUAAAGGUAUGGAGCGUUUCAAGUAUAGAAAGUCUGUUAAUUUUUUUUUUUUUUCUUUUCUAAAACUGUUUCACUGACGAGUAUUUUCAAAAGCUGUUUUUAAUUGACAUAAUAUUCAGCUGUCUCGUGGUUGUGUGUGAAGAUGUAGCUCAGUGGCUGUAAGGGAACAGGGUAGAUUGCAACUUUUUAUAUACAUUAAAAAAAAAAAAAAAUCAUCUGUUCUCUGUAUUUAAGCAUACUGUGGUGUGACUCGCUUCAACUACCCCUGCUUCCUUACAAAGCAGUAUGUGCUCUCAGAUACACUGCACUCUGACCAGCCGUGUGGGUACCAGAGACGACACCUGGCUAGUUUGAAAGAAAUUGUCCCUCCAUUCGUGGCAACUGCAGGGUUUCUUGGGCAGAUUUUCUUUGUUCUUAAAUGCAUGCGGGGCCUACAUUUCCCAAGGAAACACACUGAAGCGCUGUUUUAAUUUGGAUGGAAAAGGUGCCUCUGAAACUCCUGUUACUGUGCAGACUGUUUGGCUGGAUAUUUUGUGUCCAUUUUAAAUUAUUUAAAUUAAUAAAAUGUUGAAAU
Molecule: messenger RNA, 2088 nt
Organism: Archocentrus centrarchus (flier cichlid)
Lineage: Eukaryota; Metazoa; Chordata; Actinopteri; Cichliformes; Cichlidae
Gene: ube2s
Product: ubiquitin-conjugating enzyme E2S
Exons: 4
Coding region: 209-916 (235 amino acids)
Source: RefSeq, a predicted model, not a curated record